Papaver somniferum (opium poppy) is the source of this 540-nucleotide messenger RNA. RefSeq lists its product as uncharacterized. The record is from RefSeq and is a predicted model, not a curated record. Bases 1 to 540 code for a protein of 179 amino acids. Lineage: Eukaryota; Viridiplantae; Streptophyta; Magnoliopsida; Ranunculales; Papaveraceae. The transcript is spliced from 2 exons.
AUGGCGCAAAAUCAACCAAAGCCGCCUGAUUUGGGUGUUCAAUCAAAUCAACAAGCUACUGAUCGAUCUUUGAAUCCUAAUACCAAUUUGAAUCAAUCACGUUCUAAAUGUAGAACUAGGCAGUUCUAUAGGCCGAAGAACAAUAAUGGAAACCCUAUUCUUACGGAGUUACGAAACAGAUUGAAGAUGGAAAUCAAGGCGCCGCUUGGUAGGCGAUUGGAUUUCAAAACCAUAACUUUUGAGGAUGCCAAAAGAGAUUUAUUGAAUCAAUGGAAGCUUACUGGUUCAGUUCAAAUUAUCCCAUGGAUUAAGGGUUAUUUUGUUAUCAAACUAGACAAUGAAGAUGAUCGUAAGAGAGUUAGUUAUAAUGGUCCAUGGAAAACUAAACAACAACAGUUGAAGGUUCAACCAUGGACACCUAUGUUCGAUCCUGAAUCGGAAAAAGUUACAAAAGCUGCAGUUUGGGUUCGUUUUAAUUAUCCUCCAUGGGAAUUUUGGGAUGAAGAAACGCUAUUUAGAAUGGCUAGAGGUUUUGGAUAG